GUUCAUCACAUCUAAUGAUGCCACCGCCACGCUUCUUAUCCCACUCUUAUAUCACAUAGCCAAGACUAUGCAUGUGCAUCCUCUUCUGCUUAUGGUCCCCGGAGCAGUGGCAACUGAAUUUGCUUUCUUACUUCCAACUUCAACUCCUUCAAAUGUAGUUGGAUUUGCCACUGGCCAUAUUGAAAUCAAAGACAUGCUCAAAAUUGGAGUGCCACUUAAGGUUGCUGGGAUAGCGGUCCUCUCAAUUCUGAUGCCAACUCUAGGUAAUUUAUUGUAUAUGAUCUUGUACACAUUUUUAAGAGAAAACCAAUCUGAUUAAAAAAAUAUUCUGACUUCUAAAUUUUGGUGUUGCAGGAGCUGUUGUUUUUGGAACAAAUGUCGAUAUUCAAUGGCUGCCAAGGAUAAAGUCUCCUUGAUUGCGAAAUCGAUUUCUUCUCCAAAUCCCAUGUUGCUUUAUAAUUUUUUGGUGUUGUCUGUCAUUGACAAUUCCACACAACCUUCCUUCUUACCCCAGUAGAUCAAAGCAUAGCAAUUGUGGGAUACCUAGUAUAUAUUUAAUAUCAAUACUCAAUAAGCAAAGGAGGAGGGUGUUGAAAUAUCUGUCUCUCUACUGAAUUUUCUUUUUGACAGCUUGAGGGAAAGGUUUUUUUUAUCAACUUCUGUUGUAAUCAUUUCAUCCAUCAACUAUCUAUAAGGAAAUAUGGAUUGGAGAUGUCGUCACUGGUUAGUUUGCUUGCCAAAUUGUUUAUAAAUGUUAACUUUCUACUCGCGCACACAAAGUUUAUCUCUUUCGUCUUGAUUACAGUUUUGAAUGAUCACUGUAAAUCUGUAAUUUUUCUUAAUAAUAGCAGAAGAAAAAUGAUCUAAAAAGUUUUAACUUAGUAUAAUUAAUUCAUUUUUUUACUUUAUUUUUGGUGUGUAAUAACAAAAUAAUAAGAAGAAUUGUGCCUAAUUUUCACUUAAAGAUGAUAUCAUUAUGUCAUCAAACAAUUGGCCACUUCAAUGUUGAGUUUGUGCUUACUAAGAAGAGGAUCUAAUUCAAGUUGAAAAUAAUGGACUACAGUAUUACAAGACUGUAAUUAGAAUUUGGAAACAGAAUGAAAAUGAUUGAAUCAAGAGGUAAAAACUAUGAUUAAGCCCGAUUUUCACGCUUAUCAAUUUUUGCUAGAAGGCAUGUUAUUAGACCGACAUCUCAAAAGUAAAUGUAAGUUUAUGUUUUCAUGAAUUCAUCGUUGAAAAUUAAUUAUAUUUUACAUUUAGAAAAAAAUAAUAAUAAUAAUAAUCAGGAUAUAUUUGGUGUUAUUAUGAUUUAGGUGGAAGCCAAAUGCUUACACAGCCGCAGCUCGUGGAUUCAAAAGUCAAUGCCUCACCUAAUUUUGCAUUUUUUUUGUCUGCAGUUGAUUGGUGUAAUUCGAUACCCCCCUUUGUGGGCUACAGCACAGCACCCUCCACCUUCAACCUAACUCCGUCACCUUCUUUUCUCAUCCUUUGGGCUCUUUUAUGGGCCGACCCAUAAAAAAACGAUUCCCCUUCGACGCAGAGCUAUAAAUGGAAGGCAAACCCCAGAAGCAGAAGCAGCACGCAUAAACCUCGUGAAAAGUUGACAGCAUGAUGAGAUUCGAGUACCUUGUUGUUCUCUUUGCCUCAGCGGUUGCGAUGAAUGCAGCUGCUAUGCGAUUCGGUGGUUGGAGCCCCAUCAAGAACAUCAACGACCCCCACGUCACGGAGAUCGCGAAUUUCGCCGUCACGGAGUAUGUCAAGCGAUCUGGGGCGAAGCUGAAGUUGGAGAAGGUCAUCAAGGGUGACACCCAGGUGGUGGCCGGGAUCAACUACCGCCUCGUCCUCGCCGCCAACGACGGUUCCUCCUCUAACAACUACGAAGCCGUAGUCUGGGAGAAGUGGGAGCAUUUCAGAAACCUCACUUCCUUUACUCCUGUUCAUGCUUAGUUAAUAAGACAGAGUCUAUCGUAUUGUUAUCUAUAUAUGUGUUAUUUAUUUGUGCCAAUAAAAGUUAUGCUUAGUUAAUGAGAAUGAAUUGUGAAU
This is a messenger RNA of Abrus precatorius (Indian licorice), 2043 nucleotides long. Its product is annotated as cysteine proteinase inhibitor 5-like. The record is from RefSeq and is a predicted model, not a curated record. NCBI's taxonomy places the organism in Eukaryota, Viridiplantae, Streptophyta, Magnoliopsida, Fabales, Fabaceae. The transcript has a single exon. Gene Ontology annotation, molecular function: cysteine-type endopeptidase inhibitor activity. Bases 1609 to 1947 code for a protein of 112 amino acids.